AUGGAAGAAGUUUGGGACGAUAUCAAUCUUGCAUCUCUUAACGACCACCCCACAGACUUCCGUGGAAUGAUCCUUCAAGAUUUCUUGGCCAGACCCUGUUCUAAUAAAGAUUCAGUACCCACUGCUAGCGUCUCUUCUGGUUUUGCAUCUCCGGCGCCGCCACAUCCGACAACUAUGCUCACCUUGAACUCAAUACCUGAACGGUUCCAUUUCUUCGGAAACUCAGAUCCUCUUAUCCAAACCUCUCAUCCACAGCCUCAGACUAUUUCUCCUUCGUGUUGUGUAACUGUGGCUUCUGAGGGUCAUGGGAAGAAGAGGUUCACGGAGCCUGGCAGCAAUUUUGACGGUGAUCGACGACACAAGCGUAUGAUCAAGAACCGGGAGUCAGCUGCUCGAUCAAGGGCUAGAAAGCAGGAAAGUCUCCUUUUAUACUCUUUUAUUGGCCUUUUUAUUAUCCUUUCUGAGCAAGAAGUGGCCCACCUGCUGGAAGAGAAUGCCAGGCUCAAGAAACAGCAACAACAGUUAUAUCUAGCAGCUGCUGCUGCUCAAGAUCCCACAAAGCAAACUCUCCGUCGAACAUCAACCGCUCCAUUUUGA
Fraxinus pennsylvanica is the source of this 597-nucleotide messenger RNA. NCBI's taxonomy places the organism in Eukaryota, Viridiplantae, Streptophyta, Magnoliopsida, Lamiales, Oleaceae. The record is from the annotation of a GenBank genome assembly.